Molecule: messenger RNA, 954 nt
Organism: Exophiala aquamarina CBS 119918
Lineage: Eukaryota; Fungi; Ascomycota; Eurotiomycetes; Chaetothyriales; Herpotrichiellaceae
Exons: 2
Coding region: 1-954 (317 amino acids)
Source: RefSeq, a predicted model, not a curated record
AUGUCCAAAACGGUUCACAUCGAGUCGACCGUGCAAUUCUCGAAUCUACUCUCCUCCUCUGUAAUUGUUGUUGCAGACUUCUAUGCAGAUUGGUGCGGACCAUGCAAGCAGAUUGCCCCCAUAUACGAGCAGCUGUCUGCGCAACUAUCGAAACCAAACAAGAUCACGUUCGCCAAAAUCAAUACCGAUCAACAGCAAGACCUCGCAAGAUCUUACAAUGUUAGAGCCAUGCCUACCUUCAUGAUCUUCAAGAAUGCCCAGCAAAUCCAGUUUAUAGAAGGGGCGGAUCCUAAGAAGCUCUCUCAGGUGGUGAAAGAUCUGGCAAACGAGGCAAACAAGCUGGAGGGUGAAGAUGCUGGUGGGAGUUCAAGCGGCGGUACGUGGUUGGGUGCAGAGCUCCCCCGUGGCUACGGGGAUGUAACUGGCCAAGUCGAUUUCAUGAGCCUGGAACUAUUGAAUUGGGACUCGACUCAUGGAACAGCGAGAACAUUGAUCAGUGGUGACAAACCAAAAGGUCAAGCUAAUGCAAAAGACUGGGUGGAAAGUGACACUGAUGAACAACUCAUGCUCUACAUUCCAUUCCAAUCCACCAUAAAGAUUCAAUCUAUCCACCUCACCUCCCUCCCUGAAGAUACAGAAGAUGAUGAAAACCCCAGCAGGCCCAAAGUGGUCAGGAUCUACACCAAUAGACCACACAUUCUUGGGUUCGAUGAGGCGGAAGACACACAGCCAGCACAAGAGUUCACGUUGUCAGAAAAGGACUGGGAUUCCAAGACAGGCACUGCUAAGAUUGACCUUCGUAUCGUCAAAUUCACGAACGUCUCCAGCAUCGUCCUUUUCGUGGUGGAGAGUGAGGGUGACAAUGAAAAGGUCAGGAUUGACCGAAUCCGAAUCAUUGGCGAAUCAGGUGAAAAGAGAGAUGGCAAAAUCGAGAAAAUUGCCUCGGACGAUUGA